AGUGCGCUCGCUGCAGUUAGGCCACGUCCCCGGGCCACGUAAGCUCGGCGCUCGCCAUUUUAACGGAUUGAAGUCAGCGGCUGCAGCGACACAGCUCGUCUCCGCGGUCCCCGGUCACCUGUGCCCUCUCUUCUCCCCUCCCCGGGUCACCGUACGUCCCUUAUCCCACAUCUUCUAGCACAAUGAACAUCUUCAGGUUAAGCGGGGACUUGUCCCAUUUGGCAGCCAUCAUUAUCCUGCUGCUGAAGAUCUGGAAGACCCGGUCCUGUGCCGGUAUUUCUGGAAAGAGUCAGCUUCUGUUUGCGAUGGUGUUUACUACUCGGUACCUGGAUCUUUUUACAUCGUUCAUUUCAUUGUACAACACUUCUAUGAAGCUCAUCUAUAUUGGCUGCGCAUAUGCAACAGUCUAUCUGAUAUACAUGAAGUUCAAGGCCACGUAUGAUGGGAACCAUGACACCUUCAGAGUGGAGUUCCUAGUCGUUCCGGUCGGUGGAUUGUCCGUCCUUGUCAAUCACGAUUUCUCUCCCCUUGAGAUCCUAUGGACCUUCUCCAUUUAUCUGGAGUCCGUGGCCAUCCUGCCUCAGCUCUUCAUGAUCAGCAAAACGGGUGAAGCGGAGACAAUCACUACCCAUUACCUCUUCUUCUUGGGCUUGUACCGUGCCUUGUAUCUCUUCAACUGGAUUUGGCGCUAUUCCUUUGAAGGCUUCUUCGACCUGAUUGCCAUAGUGGCAGGAGUGGUGCAAACCAUUCUGUACUGCGACUUCUUCUACUUGUAUGUUACAAAAGUACUAAAAGGAAAGAAGUUGAGUUUGCCAGCAUAAGUGCCAAAGAUCGGACCAGCGGCUGUCCUCCACACUGUUUGGACAGAACAAUCUUUACUAUGAGCGAAGGUGUAAGAUGCCUGAAGCAGAGUCAGAUACACACUACUUUUUUAUGCAGAAUUGCCCUAUUUGCUGCCGGAGAGGCCCCGGGACAGAAUGUGAUGCCAGCCCCUCCAACAGCAAAGUGGUUUAAUGAUUGACUCUCGGAUACCAGCUGAUUUGUUUUACGCAUCUUGCCUUCCUUGUUUUUUAUUAUGAUGUAUAAAGAUUUUUUACAUAAAAGGUAUACUGUAAUAGAUCCAGAGCGCAGUUUCAAUUCAAUAGUUGUUAAAAAAAAGUGACUUUUUUUUGUGCAGUUUACAGCAACUAGAUUUAAGUGCAGAUUUUUGCAGUUUAUUUUCCUCCCCAGUUACUGACUCUCUAGAGUCCAUGAUUUGUCAUAUUUUUUUCUUUCAAUGCUAUUAGUCUGUUUUUAAUAACUCCAAGAUUUUCCAGUCAUUCCACUAUAAUUUAUUUUCUCUUGGGGAGGAAAACCUGCUCGUGUUGAAAUAAUCCAAUCUCUUAAGGAUAUUUGUCUCCUUUAAGCCGUAUUCAUGAAAGGGUUCUCGGAAUAAAGCGUAUGGAUUGCAGUGUGUCAAUGUCAGCAUGUUGCAGGGUACUUGGGUUAUGUCCCUUUAUGGGAUAAACAACUCAGACAUUUUAUACGUGUCACUAAGUGUAUGUGUAGGUUUCUUUGUAUUUACAGAGAGAUUCCCUAAAGAGAAGUGCCAUUAAAUAAUUGAAAGGAA
Hyla sarda is the source of this 1609-nucleotide messenger RNA. RefSeq names its product KDEL endoplasmic reticulum protein retention receptor 2 (gene KDELR2). The transcript is spliced from 5 exons. NCBI's taxonomy places the organism in Eukaryota, Metazoa, Chordata, Amphibia, Anura, Hylidae. The record is from RefSeq and is a predicted model, not a curated record. Gene Ontology annotation, molecular function: ER lumen protein retrieval receptor activity. Gene Ontology annotation, biological process: protein retention in ER lumen; endoplasmic reticulum to Golgi vesicle-mediated transport. Bases 183 to 821 code for a protein of 212 amino acids. Gene Ontology annotation, cellular component: endoplasmic reticulum; cis-Golgi network; membrane.